Rhinolophus ferrumequinum (greater horseshoe bat) is the source of this 2033-nucleotide messenger RNA. RefSeq names its product phospholipase B domain containing 1 (gene PLBD1). Lineage: Eukaryota; Metazoa; Chordata; Mammalia; Chiroptera; Rhinolophidae. The record is from RefSeq and is a predicted model, not a curated record. Gene Ontology annotation, molecular function: glycerophospholipase activity. Gene Ontology annotation, biological process: phospholipid catabolic process. The transcript has 11 exons. Gene Ontology annotation, cellular component: extracellular region. The coding region runs from base 263 to 1936 and encodes 557 amino acids.
CGCUAGAGGAUCAGAAAGGACCCGCCUUUCCCAGACUGGGGCCCAGCAGGGCGAAGGUUGUUCCCUAAGCCACGUGAGGUUUCCUCGCCACCAAAAGCCCCAAACAAGCAGGGCUAAUGAAAGAGGAAAGUUAAGGACGCCCCAAGCUCUGAGACAAGACGUCCUGCUGCCGGCACAAGAGCCGGCCUUCCAACAGCUGCCACCGCCGGCCGGCCACCGCGGACGCCUGGUCCAGCCGAGCCGAGGUCGCGGCCGCAGAGCGAUGAUCGGUCGCAGCCUGGACGGGCGCCUCCUCAGGCUGCCGGCGCCGUCGGCCCCACCGCUCCCGCCGCCGUUGCUGCUGCUGCUGCUGCUGCUCUUGGCAGCUGCCGUGCCGCGGAGCCUGGCAGGAGUCGUCUGUGCAACUGCGUACUGGAUGCCCACUGAAAAGACAGUACAUGUCAAAAACGUACUGGACAAGAAUGGGGAUGCCUAUGGCUUUUACAAUAACUCUAUGAACACCACAGGCUGGGGCAUCCUGGAGAUCAAGGCGGGGUAUGGGUCUCAGGCCCUGAGCAAUGAGGUCAUCAUGUUUGUGGCCGGCUAUCUGGAGGGUUACCUCACUGCCCCACACAUGUAUGACCACUUCGUAAACCUCUACCCACAGCUGAUUAAGAAACCUUCCAUCGUGGAUAAAGUGCAGGAGUUUAUGAAGAAGCAAGAAGAGUGGACACGGAAUAACAUCAAAAGUUACGAUGAUGACCCAUUUUGGAGACAUACAGGCUAUGUUAUGGCACAAAUGGAUGGGCUGUAUGAAGGGGCAAUGAAGAGGGCUCUAUUAAGUGGGACAAAGCCCAUGACCCUGUUCCAGAUUCAGUUCCUGAAUGCUGUUGGAGACCUGUUGGAUCUGAUUCCCUCACUUUCUCACACAAAAAACUCCAGCCUGAAGGUUUUUAAGAGAUGGGAAAUGGGACAUUGCUCUGCUCUUAUUAAGGUUCUUCCUGGAUUUGAGAACAUCUAUUUUGCUCACUCAAGCUGGUACACGUAUGCAGCCAUGCUCAGGAUAUAUAAACACUGGGACUUCAACAUCAAAGAUAAAGACACCAGCUCUAGUCGCCUCUCUUUCAGCAGUUACCCAGGGUUUUUAGAGUCUUUGGAUGACUUUUACAUUCUCAGCAGUGGUCUAAUAUUGCUGCAGACCACAAACAGCGUGUAUAAUAAAACCCUACUCAAGCUCGUGACACCCCAGUCUCUCCUGGCCUGGCAAAGAGUCCGUGUGGCCAAUAUGAUGGCCAGUGAUGGCAAGCAGUGGGCAGAGAUCUUUGCAAACUACAACUCUGGCACCUAUAACAAUCAAUACAUGGUCCUGGACCUGAAGAAGGUAAAGCUGAAGUGCGGUCUUGACCCAGGCACUCUGUACAUUGUGGAGCAAAUUCCUUCGUAUGUAGAAUAUUCUGAACAAACUGACGUCCUACGGGAAGGGUACUGGCCCUCCUACAACAUUCCUUUCCACGAAAAAAUCUUCAACUGGAGUGGCUAUCCAAUGUUAGUUCAGAAGCUGGGUUUGGACUACUCUUAUGACCUGGCUCCACGAGCCAAAAUCUUCCGGCGUGACCAAGGGAAAGUGACUGAUAUGGCAUCCAUGAAAUAUAUCAUGCGAUACAACAAUUAUAAGGAAGAUCCUUACAGUAAGGGUGAUCCGUGCAAUACCAUAUGCUGCCGUGAGGACCUGAACCCACGUAACCCAAGUCCGGGAGGUUGCUAUGACACAAAGGUGGCAGAUAUCUACUUAGCAUCACAGUACACAGCAUAUGCCAUUAGUGGCCCCACAGUACAGGGCGGCCUCCCUGUUUUUCACUGGAACCGCUUCAACAAAACGCUCCAUGAGGGCAUGCCGGAGGCCUACAACUUUGAUUUUAUCACCAUGAAACCAAUUUUGAACCCUGACAUAAAAUGAAGAGGGACUAGAAAGCUGCAAGAUACCAAAGGCACUAUUUUAGCUGUUUUUCCAUUCAAAAUUAGCCUUAAUAAAAUGUAUUAGUCUGUUACUUUCA